Messenger RNA from Cryptotermes secundus, 2607 nucleotides. RefSeq names its product disks large-associated protein 5. Lineage: Eukaryota; Metazoa; Arthropoda; Insecta; Blattodea; Kalotermitidae. Gene Ontology annotation, cellular component: cytoplasm; spindle pole centrosome; nucleus. Gene Ontology annotation, biological process: mitotic spindle organization; signaling; regulation of mitotic cell cycle. The record is from RefSeq and is a predicted model, not a curated record. The transcript is spliced from 16 exons. The coding region runs from base 130 to 2409 and encodes 759 amino acids. Gene Ontology annotation, molecular function: microtubule binding.
CGGACCGUUCGGACCCAUAGAGCGAGUUUCAGUAUACUUUGACCAAUAGCCAGCAAGUGUCGGUUGUACGAUUAUAUACUUUCAAAUUUAGUUGUUACCGGUUUCUGUUGUGUGUGUUACAAGAUUGUGAUGAUGGCUGGAAUGAUUUCCAGGUUUAGGGAAGAAUAUAAAAAGAAUGUUUUAGUCUCUGCGGGUGCUAGAAAAUAUAAACGAAUCCAGAAGCAAUUAGAAUAUCGUCAUGUUUCCAGAACUGAGCAGUUUAGCAAGCAACGUAAUUUGAAUGGCCUUACAGAUGAUUCCCAAAUUCCCAAGACAGCAGCUGAUUCACGCAAAUCAAGACUGGAGAAGUGGAAGGAAGAGAAACAGCGGCAGAAGUUGUUAAAGAAGGCUUUAGAGAAACCAGUUUUUAAGUGUGGUGUUGUGCAUCAUAAAAUGGGGUCUCCAUAUCUUAAUGAUCUCACUAACAUGAGCCAUAUUGAACAUAACAAAAAGACAUCCACACAUGCAGGGCUUGAACAUCCAAGGUUUAGGCAGAAAACUGCUGCAAUGAAGAAAACGUCUGUUACAGAUAGUACAACAUCUUUUGCCCCAUCAAACUUCAGAUUCAAGCCACCUAAAAUCAAACCAGUGGCAUUGACUGAAGAAGGACCCAGGAUUAAUAUUUUUGCUGCUGGGAAAGGUGUAAUAACUAGAGAGGGUAACAGCAGUACAAAUCAGCCCCAGAUAAACCCUUUGCGGAGGGUUACUAGAUCCCAGACGCGUGCUUGCAAUGAAUCAGAACAGCCUCACUUCACAAAUGUAGGAAGCAGAAAUCGUAGGUGUAAGAAUCCACACAUUCCAGAAAGGAGGGGUAUUCCCAAGACAGAAACACCUGUAAUUGAAAGCAGUAACACACACAUUGUGAAAGGAAGUGCCAUUUCAAAAGCAGACAUUCCUGCUGUUGAAGACAUAGACACUGAUGAACGUGCAGGACCUUCUACUGGGGGAGCUGCUGAAGGAAAUGCCACUCCAAAACCACAUGUACAACCUGAAGGAGUGUCCCACAUACUUGUUCAAACCGAGUGUUUUCCAAUCCAGUACAGCCCUUUUGUGACCAAAAACAGAGGCAGUUCAAGCAGGCGAUCAGAUAAGUUGGCAGAUGAAUCUGAGCAAUAUAAUGAGCAAGGUGGGUUGGGCUCUUCAGCUUUAAAUUCAAGUGCCAAUUAUGCAACAGAAGAAAAUGAGCAGCAUGGGGUCAUGUACUUCAGGUCUGUUUUGAACAGCGAAACAAAAAGGCUAGAGUCCAUGUGUCAGGAGUGGCUUCAUAUUCAGAGCUCAACGUAUGAUCUACCAUCAGAGAUAAGUGACAUGAUCAGUGCAGCUGUGGGGCAAACACAACUCCUCUUGAAGAAGAAGUUCUGUCAGUUUAAUGGUUUAAUUGAUAGAUGCGAGAAGACUUCAGAACUUGAAACAACAGAAGCGCCUGUCAUGUGUUCUGAUCUCAAUGGCUUUUGGGACAUGGUGUAUAUGCAGGUUGAAGACGUGGACCUUCGUUUCAGUAAAUUGGAGAAACUUAAACUAAACAGUUGGAGAGAAGAAGAGAAUACAGUAUGUGUGGAGGCAAAGCGACCUGCCACUAGAGGUUCAAAGCAGGCUAAGAAAGUGCAAAAGCCAGCAAAAUCUUCGAUACGUGCAAUGAUAACAGCGGCACGGAAGAGAAGGCAAAUAGAAUCACCUGAAGAUGUUGGAGGUGUCAGCAUGAAUCCUGCAUGUACCCCAAAACAAGGUGCUGUAUCCAGAAGUGAAUCCACUCCUAUAGUGUCACGUAAGUCUCAGACAUCUGUGCUGCAACACACAUUAUUAGAUCAGCAUAAGCGGCACAGCCGUGGGCGGAGGCAGGAACCAAGUCCCAUCGUCAUUAAAGUGGCUCAAAUAGCCAAGUUUUCAGAGGCUGCUUGUGCUCCAAGUCCAUGCACAAAGUCUUUGCCAACCCAGACAUCAAGAAAGAGUAUUCUGAAGUCUGUGAUGAAUAGUCUUUCUACGCCUACAAAUACAGCUUUAAAUAUUGACAAUCAAAAUGUUAAUGAUGAGUCCAUCAUUGCAAUUCGUCAUUCAUCUGUUGACACCAAAGGGAACAAUAUGUUUAAAGUUAGAAGAAGUUCAAGAAGUGUAAGAAGAAAAGUUAGAUUUGAAGAUGCAGGUGAUGAUUCACAACCAAAAGAAGUUCAGCCAAUGACACCAUAUAUUUCUCAAUCACAAAGGCCAGAGCGGAGAUACAGUACAAGAAUCAGCCUGCUAGGAAGCCUGGAUGCUGAUGAUAUUGUUAUGCCACUAGCAACAGGGGAUCUCAUCUGCUUGGAUUCUCCAGUAUCAGAACCUCGUCGAGUUACUCGUCGAUCAGUUCGUCUCAGCACCCAAGCCCGAAACUGAAGGUUUGAAAAUAUGACAGGCAAUGAUUAGUAUAUCAUUUUGAUUCAAAAUUUAAAAUACUGAUGUACAAAAAAUUUAGUCCCAAAACUCUUGGUGUACUUGCAUUUAUUCAUAUGUAAACAUAAUAAGUACAAAAAUCUUGUUAAGUAUUAAGAUUUAGAAGAAAUAAAUAGAGUUCCGCAUUUCUUCUUUUUCUCC